CGUGAACAUAUCCAUAGAUAUAAAGAUAUUUCAUUGGACCACAUACAAAUAAUUCAUAUAAAUAAAUAAAUAGUAAUAAAUAAAAGUUAUAAUAAUUAGUUAACUAUUAAAUCAUGUUAAAGCGUUUUGUGGUAUUGUGAUAUUGUGAUCUAGUUCCCUAAGUAUACGCUAAAAUGACAUUAUUUGUUAAAAAGUAAAAUAACCCAACUGAUCAAUAACUUUUCAGCGGCAAAUCAUCCGGUCAUGUCUUGUCCAGUCUUGAUUACGUCUGCAUCUUAAAUCAUGAUAUAAACUGGUUUUCUGUCAAUGUCAUGGAUAUAUUUAUUAACAUAUAUAAGUAUCUAUACUCAUGGUAAAGGCACAGAACAUUGUUUUGUGGUAAAGGUUUAUAGAUAGUUAUAAUAAAGAUAAUAAUUAUUAUCUAUAAACCUGUGGUUUUGUUGAUAAUUGAUAAUGUUCAUAUAUUGAUAACAUUAAAUGUGCUGCUUAGUGCUUUUUAUCAUUCCAUACAGUUGAAUAAUACUAAGAUUGUAUUACAGUUAUGACUAAUUAUAAUUUAUAAAUAUUGAAUUAUAUCAAUUAAUUUUGGUUUUAGAGUAAAAUAGAAAAAAAAUGUACAUAAAAAAAUACAUAACAAAACAAAUAUUUAACCGAAUUAGACCUCAAAGGAAUAAGAGCACGAAAAAUAUAGAUGAACACAAAUGGAAAAGUGUAGUUGGAUUAGAAGUACAUGCUCAGAUUUCAAGUGAAUCAAAAUUAUUUAGUUCAGCUGGUUGUAAGUUUGAAGCAUCAGUUAAUUCUCAAGUAUCAUUAUUUGAUGCAGCGAUUCCUGGAACACUUCCUAGAUUAAAUGAAAAAUGUGUUGAGGCUGCUAUAUUAACUGCUUUAGUACUGAAAUGCAAUUUAAAUAAAAUAUCAUUAUUUGAUCGGAAACACUACUUUUAUGCAGAUAUGCCAGCUGGUUACCAAAUAACUCAACAAUUUAGACCAAUUGCAGAAAAUGGAGAGUUGAUGUUUCAUGUUAUAGAUCAAAAUGUAAAAAAAGAUCCUUACAUUAAAACUUCUUUUAUUAAACAAAUACAACUAGAACAAGACAGUGGCCGUACAGUACAUGAUGAAUCUUCUCAAACGUCUCUUAUAGAUUUAAAUCGAGCUGGAAUUGGAUUAAUGGAACUUGUGUUUGAACCUGAUUUAUGCAAUGGUUUAGAAGCCUCCUCUUUAAUCAAAGAAUUAUUAUUAAUAUUUGAAAGUAUUAAAACAUGUUCUGGUCGAAUGGAAGAGGGUGCUUUAAGGGUUGAUGCAAAUGUUUCUAUCACUAAUAGAGAUGAAUUAGGCACACGAACUGAAAUUAAAAAUUUGGGAAGUGUAAAGGCAGUUCAAUUGGCAGUUGACUAUGAGAUUUUUCGUCAAAAAAAUAUAAUAAAAAAUGGAAAAAAAAUUGUCAAUGAAACAAGAGGAUGGGAUUCGGUGUCUAACAAAACAAUAUCAAUGAGAGAUAAAGAAGUUCUACAAGAUUAUCGGUUUAUGCCAGAACCAAAUUUAUUACCACUUAAUUUAAAUGCAUUUGAUAUUAAUAAAUUACAAUUAAUUAUACCCGAACUACCAUUUGUUAUUCGUAAAAAUAUAAUGAAAAAAUAUGACUUGAAUAUAAGGAAAACUUGUAUUUUAAUGAAUGAACCUGUUUUAUUAUCAAUGUUUUUUGAUAUAAUGAAUCAUGAUAAAUCUAGAAAUCCAUCAAGAGUUUGGAACAUAUUGACAAUAGAUUUGUUGACAGAGUUACAUAAAAGAUGUAUUGAAUCAAGUCAAUGCAAAAUUCCUUCAAAUUUUAUUGGUGAAGUUGUUGAUUUACUAGAUAAUAAUACAUUGAACUUAGCUUAUGCAAAGAAAGUAAUUUCUGUAUUAUUUGAUGAAACAAAUAAAUCUCCAUCACAAAUUGUUACUGAAAAUAAUUGGGAACAAAUUUACGAAGAAGAGAAAAUAGAUCAUUUGUGUAAAGAAGUUAUGAUUGAGUGUCCAAAGGCUGUUAAAGAUUAUCGCAGAGGAAAAGUACAAGCAUUAAAAUUUUUGAUAGGUCAACUAGCAAAAAAAACAAAUAAUAAAGUAAAUAUAGCUUAUGCUUCAAACAAAUUUGAAGAAUUAUUAAAAAAUGAAUGAAGUGUUUUUAAUUUUAUUGUUUUGUUAAAUAUGUUGUAACAAUUUGUAUAAAAUAAAAUAUUUGUAUAAUCCUAUUUCAUUUGAAUGCUUAAAGUAUUCUAUUACUAAUUAUGUAUUUAUGUAAGUAAACUAAAACUAUACUAAACUAAAAUGUAAAUAAAAGUAUUUACUUCAUUAUUAUUACAAAACUUGAGGAAAGGACUAACUCAGAGAUAGUUCUAUAGAAGCCUGAUCUAAGUUUAUGUUAUAGAACCUAGAAUUUUAUUGUUCAAAGACCUUAACACUAUAGAUGAUACCUUUUCUAUAAUAGUUUUUAUUAUUUAUAUAUUAUAUUUAAAAAUAUCAUUGUUGCGUGCUGUCGCUCGAUCGUAAUUGAUAGUUAAGUUUUUAAAGGAUAGACUUCAA
Messenger RNA from Sipha flava (yellow sugarcane aphid), 2559 nucleotides. It is a transcript of the gene GatB, whose product is annotated as glutamyl-tRNA(Gln) amidotransferase subunit B, mitochondrial. The transcript is spliced from 10 exons. NCBI's taxonomy places the organism in Eukaryota, Metazoa, Arthropoda, Insecta, Hemiptera, Aphididae. The coding region runs from base 613 to 2154 and encodes 513 amino acids. Gene Ontology annotation, biological process: glutaminyl-tRNAGln biosynthesis via transamidation; mitochondrial translation. Gene Ontology annotation, molecular function: glutaminyl-tRNA synthase (glutamine-hydrolyzing) activity. The record is from RefSeq and is a predicted model, not a curated record.